GUACAGACAAACCUCAUACAUCGUAGUGCAAAAUGGACGACUUCGAUACUACCGACCGGCCGAGCAAGAGGCGACGUCUGUCUGACGAUGAGGACCAACAAGUACCACCAGCUGUAGUUAUACAAGAGGGCUUAUCCCGCAUCAAGAAGAAGACUACUGCGGAUCCGAGACCAGAUGCGACAUCCUAUCAGAAAACUGAAAACAAUGGCAGCACUUUACAGUCCAUUCAGGAUUCCAUGGACGACAAUGAGCCACUUACCUUCACGGAUCUCGGCGUAUCGCCAUGGCUAAUCCAAUCCCUGAAAAAUCUAUCCAUUUCUCAUCCGACGCGCAUUCAGAAGUCUACAAUACCUCAAAUUCUAGCUGGACGAGACUGCAUCGGCGGUAGCCGCACUGGCAGUGGAAAGACGAUCGCAUUCUCCCUACCAAUACUACAGCAAUGGUCAAAAGAGCCGUCUGGCAUCUUCGCAUUGAUUCUGACCCCCACGCGGGAAUUGGCCCUUCAGAUCUACGAACAAAUUCAAGCUAUAGGAGGCAACCAGGGAAUCCGGUCAGUACUUGUCACUGGUGGAGCUGAGAUGCGAAAGCAGGCCAUCGAGCUGGAAAAGCGUCCGCAUGUCGUAAUCGCUACUCCUGGACGAUUAGCGGAUCACGUACUCAACAGUGGCGAGGACACUAUCAAAGGUUUUAGGAAAGUCAAGUUCGUCGUAUUCGAUGAGGCAGACCGGCUGCUGCAAUCAGGGAAAGGGAGUAUGCUCAGAGAUGUCGAAAGGUGUCUGGAUGCUGUACCCAGCGCUGCGAAGCGACAAACCCUGUUGUUCACUGCCACUGUUACACCAGAGGUUAGAGCAUUGAAGGAGUCGCCCCGAGAGAAUGGACGCUUGCCACCAUUCAUAUCUGAGGUCGACAUCGAUUCGCUGGCAAUCCCCCCGACUCUGCAUCAGACGUACCAACUCGUCAAUGUACUGCACAAGGAGAAAUAUUUGCAUGUUCUUCUUGGAACUCCAGCAAAUGUAGAGAAGACGACCAUCAUCUUCGCAAAUCGUGCGGAGACUGCCAAUCUCCUCGAAUACAUGCUUCGAGGCUUGGAGCAUCGUGUGACUGCAUUGCACUCUGGAUUAGCACAUGAAGAUCGAGUCAAUAAUCUGGCGCGAUUCAGAGCGAAGGCAGCAAGAAUUCUGGUGGCUACAGAUGUUGCAUCGCGUGGUCUCGAUAUACCAGACGUCGGUCUAGUGAUCAACUACGACCUUCCACGUAAUCCAGACGACUACAUUCAUCGUGUCGGACGUACUGCACGAGCAGGGAGACGCGGUGUAAGCAUAUCGUUAGUAGGUCAACGAGACGUCGAGCUUGUCAAAGCAAUCGAGGAGCGAGUUGGAGAAGAAAUGGUCCAGUACGAAGAAGAAAAGGUCUCUAUUGAGACACGUGUGAUCAAAGAAGCACUCAACGUGGUCGGCGACAUGAAGCGAGAGGCCAUGCUUGCUAUCGAAGAAGGCCGAGAUGUGAAAGGGAAGCGAAAGCAUGGCGCUGUCAAUGCCUUGAGAGCCAGCAAGAAGAAGAAGGCGGCAUAAACAGCGUUGCAUGUCUUUCAACCUGCGAACGAUCUCGAUGUCGGAGAAACGAUAGCUUGAGACCAACACAGGACCACGAUGGCCUGUCACCUCAAAUGUUACGUAAGCGACACAUCAGGC
Messenger RNA from Cercospora beticola, 1691 nucleotides. It is a transcript of the gene DBP8, whose product is annotated as DEAD/DEAH box helicase. Gene Ontology annotation, molecular function: nucleic acid binding; ATP binding; RNA helicase activity. The record is from RefSeq and is a predicted model, not a curated record. Lineage: Eukaryota; Fungi; Ascomycota; Dothideomycetes; Mycosphaerellales; Mycosphaerellaceae.